AUGCCGCCUUUCUACAAAUGCGGGAUUGCAGCCUACGAGACGCUCAGCACAAGCGUUCAGCUGUCCACAUACAUCAAGAGAGCUGAGGAAUGGGUCGCGAGCUGCUGGAAGAAUCCUACCGACCAAACCCGCGGCCCGCUACCCAAGACGGAGGGGCCGUGUCUAUUCCGGGCUGUGAGUGUUCUCGACGCGCUGUUGGGUCCUCCGUAUGCGUCCUCCCGGGACGCAGCCAUCACGGAGACAUACAAAUGGGUUGCAAUUGCGUCAGCGGCUCAAUUCGCAAAUGGCGAUUAUGCGGAGAGCAUGGAUGGAUCCCCAGAGAACACAGGAACCUCGAGGGAUAGGGACAUUGCUCUAGUCUCGUGGCGAAAGGCCAAGGCGAUGGUGUUUGGGAACAUGUCAGCCACGAGAUCAUUUCGUCUGGCGCUAUCGCUCGUUAUCUUUGGCAACAUCACGCCGCCGCAAACCAUGAGCGUUGAUAGCCCUGCUGAGCAAGACACAGAGGACGCGAGCUAUGCGUUUUGCGAAGGCAUCAAGCGCCUUAGGCGACUCUGCUCGCGAGCGCGCAACGGCAUUGCAGCCCCUAACAAUACGGCCUCGGCCAAAGCGACCACGAGCCCCAAGCUUGGGGCACAUCAGCAGCACAUCCUGAAUCUGGCGGCGGACGUCCUCGAGUCGAUUCGGGAGCUGGUUGGGGCCCUCGAGUGGCUGGUUUCACUAUACAAUGCCGUUGCCAUUGGCACGUCAUACGGAAAGACCUGCCCUUUCCCCCCAGAGCUAGAAGACGAUGAAGCAGGUGACGGCCCGGUAUUGCAAUCGCCCACCCCGGUCAGCAUGACAGACGUCGACAUUUCAUCACUGUCGGUGGCCCAGCCUCAUCAGCGUCAAGUCGAGGACUCGAUCAUGACGCGUGCGAGGCAGGAUGGGCAACCGUUCACUGAGUUUUGGCGGCGCAAUACCCACGACGACGAGUCUGUGCUCCAUUCUGGAAGGCUGUCGGUGUCCCUUUCCAUUGUCGUAUGGAGGGCGCUGGCUCGGUUCACGCUCGCUGCGGACAUGGUCCGGAAGGACUACACAAAGGCCAACUACGGUGAUAUUGAUCGGCACUAUGUCGCCAUGGCAGCCCUCAUAGAGCUCUGGAGACGAUGCUUUGGGUCCUUUGACCAAAAGACAAGAUCCUCUCUCCUGCAGUCACAGCGCCAGGUCUGGCGUAUGUGCAGCUUUUCCUCGGUCGACACUGACCUUGCCAUCCUCUUGUUCUGCGAUGUCGCGCAGAGGUUGGAGACGAGUCUCGCGGAGCUACCCCCAACACAUAUCCCCGCCGCCGAGCGACUCUGCUGUUCUCUUCGGUCAACAAAGGUAUACCGCUCAAAGCAGCGGCUGGUGAGUGCCAUGCAAGUCGCCAUCAUCUCGUCGACGAGUCAAGUUCCAGCAUCCGCCACUGCGGCGCCGGGAUGUAAAAGCGACCUGCCGGUGUACGCGCGGCGCAUGUGUGCACAUCCAUCGCCGUGGAUGAUGGUCCAGUCACAUCGCCUUGCCGCACGAGCCUUUUCGGAAGAAGUGGCUGCAUCCAUCGCUUCGGGUUCUCUGCAUGCUGAGCGCGUUUCUGAGAUGACACUCGGUCUGAAUACUUGUGUCAAGGGCCUGCGUGAGCUGGAAAGCAACUUGUUCAUAUCGACCAGGGCUUAG
Messenger RNA from Purpureocillium lilacinum, 1689 nucleotides. RefSeq lists its product as uncharacterized. The record is from RefSeq and is a predicted model, not a curated record. Lineage: Eukaryota; Fungi; Ascomycota; Sordariomycetes; Hypocreales; Ophiocordycipitaceae.